This is a messenger RNA of Ogataea haglerorum, 3279 nucleotides long. RefSeq lists its product as uncharacterized. Lineage: Eukaryota; Fungi; Ascomycota; Pichiomycetes; Pichiales; Pichiaceae. The transcript has a single exon. The record is from RefSeq and is a predicted model, not a curated record. Gene Ontology annotation, biological process: intracellular signal transduction; protein phosphorylation. Gene Ontology annotation, cellular component: cytoplasm. Bases 1 to 3279 code for a protein of 1092 amino acids. Gene Ontology annotation, molecular function: protein serine/threonine kinase activity; ATP binding.
AUGACAUCCGUGGCACCACAGAGAGUUUCCUCAUUUGCAUCUAAGGCUGCCGUCGCAGCUACGGGCCAUGGCAACAGUAACAGAGCUCUGGCUGGCUCUGAAAGGCAGAUAGAUCGUGUUGUGGAAAGUGUGGCCAACGCUAAUAAAAGGCUUUCUCAGACAUCUACCACAUCCAACAGUAAACGAAAAGCUGAAAACAGAAUUGGUCCCUGGAAAUUGGGCCGGACAUUAGGACGAGGUUCUACGGGAAGGGUCAGGUUGGCUAAGCACUGUGUUACUGGUCAAUUAUCCGCGGUGAAAAUUGUUCCCAAGGCCGCUUCGGGCACAGUAAUGCAUUACAAGAAUGGGAAGGGUCCUAAAAUUGACGCAAACGGUUUACCGUACGGUAUAGAAAGGGAAAUCAUCAUCAUGAAGCUUAUAUCACAUCCGAAUAUCAUGGCACUUUAUGAUGUUUGGGAGAACGACAACGAGCUUUAUUUGGUUUUGGAGUAUGUGGAGGGAGGUGAAUUAUUUGAUUUUCUGAUAAAUCACGGGCGUCUCACGGAACAAGAGGCUGUGGGAUAUUUUAAGCAAAUCAUCAAAGCUGUUGAGUAUUGUCACAAGUUUGAUAUCUGUCAUCGUGAUUUGAAACCGGAAAAUAUACUAUUGGACAAGAAUCAUAACAUCAAGAUUGCUGAUUUCGGUAUGGCUGCUCUAGAAACCAAGCACAAGCUGCUGGAGACAUCAUGCGGGUCUCCUCACUAUGCUUCUCCAGAAAUCGUUGCCGGAAGGACAUAUCAUGGAUCUCCAAGUGACGUGUGGUCAUGUGGAAUAAUCUUCUUUGCAUUACUUACUGGUCAUUUACCUUUUGAUGACUCCAAUAUUCGAAAAUUGCUGCUGAAAGUUCAGGCUGGGAAGUUUCAUAUGCCAGUCAAUUUGAGCAGCGAAGCCAAGGAUUUGAUAUGGUCUAUGCUAAGAGUCGACCCGCGCGAUAGAAUAUCUAUCCAUGACAUUUUGAAUCACCCUUUGCUCAAAAAGUAUCCAGACACAAGCGACGAGAUCCACAUAGCUCAGGAGGCUGACCUCAAAAUGACAAAACCUAUCAUUAAUAUCGACCCCGACAUAUUGCAUAACCUUCAAACCUUGUGGCAUGGGAUUCCAAUCAAUGAGCUUGUCAGAAAUCUUCAAAGUCAAGAACAAAACUCCGAGAAGAUGUUCUACUACUUGCUGGAAAAGUAUAAAGAAUGUCAUGCCCAAGAUUCGGAUGAAGAACAAAUACACUCGAAAACGUGGAAGCGUCCGCCGUCUCCGGCAAAGUCCGCCAAGUUGGGAAUCCCCAAAUCGACUAGCAUUCGUACCAUCAUCCAAGACGAGCAUGGUGAGGUGCUAAAGAUGUCCACUAGGGAAAUUCCUUCAACGGCCAACAAGGCACCCCCUAUGAGAGGGGCGAGGACCACGACUAUCAACAAGAGUAAGGCUCCUGCAAUGAUAGUUUCUUCUUCAUCUCGAAAAUCUGUUUCAUUUCCCAGACACAGCAGUCAGAAGUUGCUGAAAGAUGAAUCCAAGCCAUGCCAUUCAAAAUCACUUGCCAAAUCAAAGAAACUUACAGUCAAUCCCAAAGAUCUGCCUAAACUACCAGAGGUUGACCUGAGCGACUUCACCUAUUUGGUUGAUGCCGUCUUUACAGAAGAGAAGGUUGACACCGACCUGAACUUUGAGAUAUUCGAAGAUAAAACUGACCUUAUUCCAGAAAAUAAAGCCUUCGCAAAUGGUUCUCCUCGGAGUUCUGAUACAAGGGAGCCCGCUAGUGAGAAGACUACAGUGGGAGAAGGAAGUGUGCAUUCUCUCGAUCCCAAGCGAAGACGCUCUCCGCUUACAGAUUCAAACUCCACAUCUAUUCGCAAGACUAGCAACGUUUUAGAGAAAUUCGGGGUGCGUAUGAGCAGACUUGAUGAUUUCGAAUCUAAGGAAAACAGUGGAGAGAAGAGCUCUGCAAAGCCCUUGUUGAAAAAAUCCUCCAUUGGAAGUUCGCACUCGUCGGUCAGGAAUCUGUCUUCUUAUUUGGAUCCACGAAACGAUAUUCGAUUGACCGAUUACAACGAGCGCAGUAGAAAGGAGAUACCGCCAUCAAGAAAAUUGCCACCAAAUCUUGCAACCCCAAAGACGAAAUCCCAUAAAGCUGAUGUUUCUGUUGACGAGUCCUUAAUAUCAUACGAUAAUUCGUAUAGUCUACACUCAGCGAUACAGAUUCCUAUUCUGACUCCCAAAGAGGAACAAUUUAAGAUAUCACCAUUGGAUCAGGAUAAGUUUGCUGACGCAGACUCUGAACAGAAUGCAAAGUUUGUUUCCUCGCAGUCGAAUCGUUCUAUCAUCAAAACACAUCGUAAGGUCGAAUCAGCAACUUCUCAGGACUCUCAGUUGAACAAAUUUGUUCAACAGCCAUUCCCAACAAUUCGAUGCUCCUUGUUGGCCAACUCUAAUUAUGAGAUGCCUCCUGAGGACGCUCAUCAACGAAAGCGGAUGACUCUCACUCCUGAAAAAACGAAGAAGAUUGAGACUGUAUUUGAAGAACCGAAGAGGGUCUCCGUUUUUGACGAUCCUGAGGUGGAGCAGCCACUUGUUGUGAGGGACGAGACAACCAUUUUUGACGACGAGACCGCAGAAAAACGAAGGUCUUCACGGCCAAAUCCUAUUAGCCUGACUACAACCAAGGAAAGAAAAACCGCAGGAUCCCAAGUUAAAGCGAGAAUUUCUUCUCUUAUCUCCAAAAGAGAGUCCGCGCCGAUCUUCCAAAUUGAAAACUCCCCUAUGGAUCCUGACUUCAAAGAAAGGGAGUUAAGGGAACGCCAGACCGAGAGGUUUUCUGUGAGCCCGCAGAAACGGCCGAAUUGGUUUAAGCGAUUGCUGGGCACCAUCGAGAAACAAGUCGAUAGUCCCCAUGUGAGAAGACAGGCUACCAGAUUCAAGAGCACUCAAUUUUGGAAAAAACAGCAUAUCAUAGAGACAGACGUUCUUUCCUGCGAGCAGGUUAUUGAGGGUUUGCGUGUGAAGCUUGAUCACCAGAAUUCAAUCAAGCUUCGUGCGGGCCGAACAUCAACUACUCUGAAUGUGGAGUACGUUGGGGAUUCUAGAAAAAAUAGUCUCAGUGUGACUGUGGAGACAGAACGACAAGAUGGCUACGAAUACGGUUUCUCAGGGUGUGUUGUUAGACUGAUGAAGAACUCGGGGUCUACAAAAAUGUUCAAGCUUUCGGCUUCGAUGGUGGAGCAGAUCAUACGCGAUCUGGAAUUGACUAUAUAA